Molecule: messenger RNA, 3475 nt
Organism: Haliotis rufescens (red abalone)
Lineage: Eukaryota; Metazoa; Mollusca; Gastropoda; Lepetellida; Haliotidae
Product: hemicentin-2-like
Exons: 15
Coding region: 100-2910 (936 amino acids)
Cellular component (GO): membrane
Source: RefSeq, a predicted model, not a curated record
CAAAGUCCAUCUAGAUUGAUGGCUAUUGGUCCAGGCCACUUGACAUGUUCGUAGACAAGCUGGCACACGCUCUCAGUACUUGCUUUACAAGGCAUUCACAUGGGCUGGCUCAUCGUCCUACUAUCUCUGUUCCUGUUGAUCGGUCCAGGCGACCCUGACUUGAUUCGACUUGUCCCAGGAACGUUUGCGGGUCGCCUGGAGAUCUACCAUGGAGGAGCCUGGGGCACUGUCUGUGAUGAUGGAUUUGAUUUGAAUGAUGCUAAAGUUGUCUGUAGAGGAUUUGGCCUAAACGCUUUAAGUGUCAAGGCUUCUGCUCACUAUGGACAAGGAACUGGCUCUAUCAUGAUGGAUGAUGUCGCUUGCACUGGAAGUGAGAUGUCCUUAGAUCGGUGUUCACAUCCAGGCUGGGAAACACAUAACUGCGGCCAUGGCGAGGACGUGGGUGUGGAAUGUGUCUCUGUUCCCGGCCAGCCCUUCAUGUACGGACCUGCCCGCACCCGGCUCGUAUCCCCAUCAGCUGGGGGGCGUCUUGAGGUGUUUGUCCAGAGCUGGGGCACGGUGUGUAGUGACAGGUUUGACCGUAACGACGCCAAGACAGCCUGCAGGGGACUCGGUCUACCCACGAGCCAUGCCUAUGUUGUACCGACGUCCUUCUUCGGAAGUGGAACUGGAGAUAUAUGGGUGGAUGACCUCGAGUGUACUGGGAGUGAGGCGUCUAUAGAUUCGUGUGCCCGGCCGACAUGGGGCGAACACAACUGUAACCAUGACAAGGACGUAGGAGUCGUAUGCGCUUCAACAUUUUCUGAGGUUGUAAGGUUCACAACAGUAUCGUUAAGUGUGAAUACAAUCCAAGUGUUCGCUGGAACUAGUCAGACUGUCACCUGUAACGUGAAGACACCACCGACCUCACCGCUCACGUAUACGUGGACCGUUGGGGGCGUCAUCAAUGGAACAUCUUCCACAUUCACCAGAGUUCUUGUCAACGCUGAUAAUGAUAAGGAACUCCAGUGUAGUGUCCGGUUGGGUGUCAAUGACUUGGGCAGAGCAUCUGUAGCACUUACUGUGGUGUAUGCUCCAGUGGUCAGCUGUCAGUCCGAGUAUUUCAUCCUGUACAAUGCAUCUGUGCAACUGUCUUGCGAAGUGGAUGCCUCCCCAGGCUACAGCAGCAUCUCCUGGUCCUCAUCUACAGGCAGGCUGCUGUCCUCUGGUGCUUCAGCAUCAUACAUCCUCGAACACGUCACCGAGUCACAGACAUUGACAUGCACUGCCGACAACACAAUGAGAGAUUCUAAUGGUGUCACAAAAACAGGAAACAGUUCCUGUCACAUGGCCAUCAAAGUUUUGAAACCCCCUCCAACCACCCAGUCGGGGAGCGUGGCAGUAUUUGAAGGAGAUUAUGGUGCUGACCUCUCUCUCCCUUCCGCUGCCUCACCUCCACCAUCCUCAUUCAAGUGGAGGAAAGUUGGGUCCCCGUGGAGCACAGCAUCCACCGCCCCACCAAGACUGCACAACAUCAGUAGAGCUGAUGCGGGAGACUAUGUCAUUGAGGUGACCAACAUCAUCGGAAGCAACGAGUCAUCGACGCAUGUCAGCGGCCAGGGGGCGCAGUUUGUUCAUGUUGAUGUGUUAUAUCCCCCUGAAGUAGUCUGUCAAGAAGAUGUAAGUGUACUUCUCAAAUCAUCUUUUGACCUGAGAUGCAAAGCGUGUGCAUCUCCACUCCCAGAUGAUGUGACAUGGGCAAGGCUAUCCAUUCCAGCCUCCACUAUCCCUCCUCCACCUACAGACACAUAUCCCCCCCUCUUUGGAUCUGGUGAAAAAGAGAUUAUUGAUAUUGGCAAUGCUGAAGAAGAAGAUGAUGGUUCAGGGUCUGACCUAGACGGACGUGCCUCCAGGCUGAGAACUCGGUUGGAUGGCAUCACAGAAUCUACGUGUGAAAUGAGAUAUGGAUUGAAUACCAUGAACGGCAAAAUUGGAACAUACCAUAUCCCACGUUCUUCCACGAAUGAUGCUGGGGUUUAUCAAUGUACUGCUGUGAACACGAUGUUAGACCACACAGGAAAGAAAGAAAAUGGAACAGGAUCAUGUUUAACAAGCGUAAAUGUUCUCUAUCCCCCGUCUCCUUUGAACAGCGGUACGAAGGACGUGUUCGAGGGCGGCAGUGUCAUCCUGAGUUUGCCUCAACGUUCCAACCCCCGACCACACGUCUACACAUGGAAGAGGGAAGGGAAUGAGCUGGAGGUGUCUUCAAACACUCCACCUGUGAUAUCGAACAUCAGGACAUCUGAUGCUGGAAUGUAUAUCGUCAGACUUACCAACUUGAUGAACCUCACUUACGGUGGCCUGAUUGAGGGACACGGGAAUCAGCUGGUGCACAUCAAUGUUUUAUAUUCUCCUGUGGUGUCUUGCCGGAAAGAGUACGUUGUCGUCCAGAACUCAUCUGUCAGCCUCAUGUGUUCUGUAGACGCCUUCCCAGGUCCCGGUGCCAUACGGUGGUUACAGCAAGCAUCAAAUAAGAUUGUAAUGACCGGAGACAAGUUCACUAUUGACGAUGUCCAAAUGAUAGACGGUGGUGUAUAUAUAUGCACGGCUACGAACAGCAUGACAGAUACUAAUGGUCAGAUGCGAGAAGGGACUGGGUCAUGCACAGUCAGGGUUAAAGUUGUGUCACGUGUGACGACGGGAAAUCCAGGUCCUGCACCAGAAUCUUAUCACUCUCAACCACCGCACUUCCUCAUCUUCAUCGUCGGUGGUGUUCUUGUGGUCGCCAUCAUCAUCCUUGUGUUAUUAGUCAUCCGUCUCAGGAGGAAACUUAAAGGAAGCAUCCGCAAUGAUGAGAAAGUAGAGGAGAACACAGACAUACCACUGUCGGAACUUCCGGGAGUGUCAACGCAUAUCGACAAACAGAUGUGAUCGCUUGGGACAUCGCUAUUAUAUAUCCAGCUUCUGACAACAUUUACAAAUGGCUAUGGUGCCAUACACUAUUCACUUGGUGCCAUGCAACUGUAGUUCCAUGAUAGACAACACUCAACUGGACUCCUUGUUUGGUCAUGAGCUACUGACUACACUGUUGUAGAAUCAUGAUGCUGUGUUUCAAAUGAUGAUACAGUAAACUACGGUUAUAACGAACACGCUUAUAACGAAGUGACGGAUAUAACGAACUAACUUUUUAGUCCCGACUAUUUGCUGCAGUUAUGCUGUAUAUAUGCGUAUAACGAACUACGGUUAUAACGAACUAAAAAUAGUAGUCCCUUUGAGUUCGUUAUAACCGUAGUGUACUGUAAUUCAAUGUAAUGAAUCCUGACAUACAAGAUGACUAGAUGAUUUUCCUUAAAAUCAUUUACGUCAUACUCAAUAAAAUUGGGUGUACAAUUGCAUAUUUAGCUAAAUCGCAUCCGGAAGCGUUCAUAUGUAUGAAGUAGAUGCAGAAAUGUAUCUUGUGUUAAUGAUUAUCAAGCAAAUAAACAUUUGUGUGUCA